Molecule: messenger RNA, 2145 nt
Organism: Rhododendron vialii
Lineage: Eukaryota; Viridiplantae; Streptophyta; Magnoliopsida; Ericales; Ericaceae
Product: glutathione gamma-glutamylcysteinyltransferase 1-like
Exons: 9
Coding region: 131-1726 (531 amino acids)
Biological process (GO): detoxification of copper ion; response to metal ion; phytochelatin biosynthetic process
Molecular function (GO): metal ion binding; glutathione gamma-glutamylcysteinyltransferase activity
Source: RefSeq, a predicted model, not a curated record
CGGUACAGCGUUCAAUUUUUCAAAAAGCGGCGAAUUUACGCGGGGUCCUUAACGUCGUCUUCACGCGUCGUCUGGUGGAGUAAAAUUCAUCGCGGCGACGAAACCCUAAAGAAUCGAUCGAGGGAAAAAGAUGGCGAUGGCAGGCUUGUACAGGCGGAUCCUUCCGUCCCCUCCCGCCAUCGAUUUCGCUUCUUCCGAAGGAAAGCAACUCUUUUUAGAAUCCAUCCAAAGUGGUACAAUGGAAGGCUUUUUCAAGCUGAUCUCUUACUUCCAGACACAAUCAGAGCCUGCUUACUGUGGGCUAGCCAGCCUUGCCAUGGUCCUGAAUGCCCUUUCUAUCGAUCCAGGAAGAAAAUGGAAAGGGCCCUGGAGAUGGUUUGAUGAAUCUAUGUUGGAUUGUUGUGAGCCUUUGGAAAAGGUUAAAGCUACAGGCAUCUCAUUUGGAAAGCUUGUAUGCUUGGCUCACUGUGCUGGAGCAAAAGUUGAAGCUUUUCGCACGAAUCAAAGCACCAUUAACGAUUUUCGCAAGUAUAUCAUGGCUUGUUCCACUUCAGAUAAUUGUCAUGUGAUCUCAUCAUAUCACAGAGGGACUUUUAAGCAGACAGGAACGGGUCACUUUUCACCUAUUGGUGGUUACCAUGCUGGAAAGGACAUGGCACUGAUUUUGGAUGUUGCGCGGUUUAAGUAUCCUCCUCAUUGGGUUCCACUCAAACUCCUUUGGGAAGCCAUGAAUACUGUUGAUGGAGCUAGUGGCCGACCUAGGGGGUUCAUGCUAAUCUCUAGGCUUCAUAGGGCCCCGGCACUGCUCUACACCCUGAGCUGUAAACAUGAGAGUUGGGUCGGCAUUGCGAAGUUCUUAGUGGAUGAUGUCCCUCGCUUAUUAAAAUCAGAGGAUGUGAAAGAUAUUAGGAAUGUACUCUCUGUUAUUUUGUCAUCUCUCCCCACACAUUUUAGGGAGUUCAUCAAGUGGGUUGCAGAAGUUCGGACACGAGAGGAGGAUGGCAGUCAAAGUCUGAGCCAAGAAGAGAAAGAAAGACUUGCCAUCAAGGAAGAGGUGUUGAAACAAGUGCAGGAGAUUAGCCUUUAUAAACACGUGACAGAAUUUUUAUCUUCUGAGAAAUCAUGUUGCAAAACCAUACUUGGGACAGAAAACGAAGAGAAUUUUCCUGAAUUUGCAGCUCACGUAUGUUGCCAGGGGGCAGGGCUUUUGUCUGGGAUGUCAGGCUCAUCACAGCAGUUCUGUUGUCAGGCAACAUGUGUCAAAUGCUUUAAAGUAAAUGGUGACAAACCUGUUACAGUGGUGUCUGGGACGGUGGUGAAUGGUAGUGGUCAGCAAGGGGUCGAUGUGCUGGUCCCUUCUUCUCAAUUGGAGCUGAGUUGCUGUGGUUGUGGCCCAAGUAAUUAUGUGGGCAUGUACCCAGCGAGCAAUGACGUUCUGACUGCUCUUUUAUUGGCGUUGCCUCCAGAAACAUGGUCUGGUAUCAAAGAAGAGAAGCUUUUGCAGGAAGUACAUGGUCUUGUGUCAACUGAAAACCUUCCUACACUGCUUCAAGAGGAGGUAUUGCACUUGCGAGGUCAACUCCAGCUUCUCAAGAGAUGCCAAGAUAAUAAGGUCUCACCACUCACCAGCAGUUGUCCCAUGGUACAAUGCUCGGGCAAAUUAGACAAAUUCAUCUGGCCCGCCUCAAGGCUGCAAACUUGCGGAUAUCAGUUCACCGAUAGAUAGUCUCCUUCCGUUUCAUAAUUUUAUUUUAUGAAAAAUUGCCCUUUUUAAAUAUUGAAAUAAACUUCUUCCUAACAUAGUGUUUUAAUUUUUUGGCUUAAAAUUAAAGCGCUAAUGGAAGAGAUUAUAAGAGUCCUAUAUUUUGUAGAGCUUAUUGAGCAAAUCGUUUUAAGAAGUUAAAGUUACCUUCAUCUAAAAAGAAACGAACCUGAGUCGUAGUCACCAUUUCUUGAAAAGGGCAAACCAUUUUUUUCCCAAGAAACAGAAACAUACUCCAUAUGGAUAAGAGGUUCAUUUCUUCGGCUAACCUUAUGGGAUUUUAGUUUUUAUUUUUUUGGAAUUAAGGAAACUUCAUGUUUUCUGUGUUUGAUCGUUUCAGAGUCUCUUACAUCUUAUUGUGUUGUUAUAAAUAGUUCUUAGUU